This is a messenger RNA of Argentina anserina (silverweed cinquefoil), 1489 nucleotides long. RefSeq names its product chaperone protein dnaJ 10-like. The coding region runs from base 145 to 1113 and encodes 322 amino acids. The transcript is spliced from 10 exons. The record is from RefSeq and is a predicted model, not a curated record. NCBI's taxonomy places the organism in Eukaryota, Viridiplantae, Streptophyta, Magnoliopsida, Rosales, Rosaceae.
GGUAACAAUUCGUACGGAAAGAAGUUAAAACAAGUAGAACGUGGAAACUUCAGAUUAAAACAGAGCAGGAUCUAUAUAACUCAGACCCCAUCGUCUAAUUUCCAUUACAGCACUGCUGCGGCCACACGUUGUGAUCUGACAAUUAUGGUGAAGGAAACUGCCUUUUAUGAUGUCUUGGGUGUCAAUGUCGAUGCCUCCGCUGCUGAUAUUAAAAAGGCUUACUAUGUCAAGGCAAGGCAAGUUCACCCAGAUAAAAAUCAGGGAGAUCCAAAGGCUGCUGAAAAUUUCCAAGCACUUGGAGAGGCUUAUCAGGUUUUAAGCGAUCCAGAAAAGCGUGAGGCAUAUGACAAAAAUGGAAAGGCCGGCAUACCACAGGACUCCAUGGUAGAUCCUGCAGCUGUGUUCGGGAUGCUUUUUGGGAGUGAUUACUUUGAGGAUUAUGUUGGCCAACUUGCUUUGGCUUCUUUGUCAUCUGUUGAAGUUGAUGAAGAUUCGCAGGAUCCUGAAGUCCAUAGGCAGAGGGUUCACGAAAAACUGAGGACAUUGCGGAAGGAAAGGAUAGAAAAGCUCAUAACUAUCUUGAAAGAUCGUAUACAACCAUUUGUGGAUGAUCGUACAGAUGAGUUUGUAAGAUGGGCUAAUCUAGAAGCGCGACGUCUCUCAGCAGCUGCCUUUGGCGAGGCGAUGCUACAUACGAUUGGUUAUAUCUAUACUAGGAAGGCUGCAAUAGAACUUGGAAAAGACAAGCGAUACAUGAAGGUACCUUUUUUAGCAGAGUGGGUGCGGGAUAAAGGACAUCAGAUAAAGUCACAAGUGUCAGCAGCUUCAGGUGCUGUAUCUUUGAUUCAACUACAGGAAGAGCUAAAAAAGUUAAACCACGGUGAAAACAAGGAAGAGAACUUAAUGAAAGCCAUUGAAGAGAAGAAGGAUGCAGUGCUUAAUUCGCUAUGGCAGAUCAAUGUGGUUGAUAUUGAAUCAACCUUGUCACAAGUCUGCCAAGCAGUACUUAAAGACCCCACUGUGUCCAAGGAUGUUUUGAAGACACGGGCUACAGCAUUGAAAAAGUUGGGAACAAUUUUCCAAGUGAGCCUUGGUUUUCCUUUUCCACCCUAACUAUUAUGGUGCAAAAGCAGCUUACAGUAGAGAGAACAGUCUCCGCCAUGAAAAGGAUGACAAAAUAGAUGCAGCAUCAACAUCGUAAUUCUCGACCCACAAGCAAUUCCAACUGAAGUGGUCAUUUUGAAUGGUGAUAGGUCCUCAUUAUAGCAUUAUAGCCAUCAGCUGAAUAUUAUGGAAGAUAUUUGUCCUUGAUUGUAUGGAUUUAGUAUGCACCUCAGAUUCAACCAUGGCCUUUCAGUUAUGUUCUUAUGUAUCAUUUUAUGUCAGAUAUAUGCUGCCUUGGGAUUUCGUGUGAAGCUAUAUAUGUUUUGUAUCAAAUGAAUCAGCUUAGAGCAAUAGCAAACAAGGCCCUAUUUUAUUGAGCUCCUUA